UGAAAAAACGAAUUGCUUUAAAUUGAGGAGCUAUUUUUUUUCGACUGCGGGCUUUCCCUCAACGCACCACUGACAAUCAUGGAAGGAGAAACCGUAACAGAGACUGCGCCUCAGUUUGAUGCCUUUGAACACCCCAAGGAAUUGGAAUUGCAAGUAGCAGACGAAGGAGAUAACACUAAUGUCAACACUAAAGAGGCUGACAAUGAAGAAGAAGAGGAGGACGAAGAAGAGGAAGAAGAUGAAGAAGAAGAAGAUGGAAGCGGAGAGUAUAAAUUCCGAUUCGGGGCAGAAAUGGAUCCUUUGGCAUUUACUGAAGAUGAUGCCUCUGGACUCCAGCCAUACCAACAGUUUGAGCGCCUCGAGCACCAAUAUGAAGCUUUGGCUGCCAAAAAGCGCAAAGCUCGUGCCCUUCUUCCUUCUCCCAGUGAGGUCCCAUCGAAGAAACUUAGGCUAGAAGACAGUCAAGUGGAUGGUCCUGGAGCAAGUUUUGACGAAAUAUUGGAAGCUAUGAAUUUUGGGAUGAGGAAAAGAUCAAGGAAGCUCAAGAAGAGAGGUCGGCGAAAGGGAACAAAGAAUAAAGUCAGUUCAGAAUUGAAAAGAAAACUUGGUGAUGCCACUCUUCAUUAUGCACACGGCCGUUAUGAGGAGGCCAUACGUGUGUUGAGUGAAGUCAUUCGUCUUUCACCAAACCUUCCUGAUCCAUACCAUACACUUGGCCUAAUUUACAAUGCUAUCGGCGAUAAGAAGAGAGCUAUGGACUUCUACAUGCUUGCAGCACAUCUUGCACCGAAGGAUGCGUCUCUUUGGAAGCUCCUGGUCGAUUGGUCCAUAGAGCAGGGAGAUAGGGGACAGGCCAGGUAUUGCCUUUCCAAAGCAAUAACAGCAGAUCCUGAUGACAUUAGUCUUAGGUAUCACCGGGCUUCAAUAUACAUUGAGCUUGGAGAUUAUCAGAAAGCUGCAGAGUCAUACGAGCAAAUUGCUCGUCGAUGCCCUAAUGAUGUUGAAGUGCUUAGAACAGCUGCUCAGUUGUACAGAAAAUGUGGCGAAGCUGAGCGCUCUGUUAGUAUCCUGGAAGACUACCUGAAAAAUCAUCCAAAUGAAGCUGAUUUAAGUGUGAUACAUCUGUUAGCUGUGAUGCACAUGGAAGACAAUGCACACUUAAAAGCUCUUGAUCUAAUUGAGUGUGCAAAGCAGAGAUAUUUUACUGGGAAAUGGAUGCCUCUUAAUUUAAGUAUCAAAGCUGGAAUAUGUCAUUUACAUCUUGGUCAUAUGGAGGAGGCAGAGAUUAUUUUCAGUGCUCUACAACAAGAAAAUGCAUCUCAACAUCCUGACAUAGUCACUGAGGUUGCGGACUCACUUAUGACCCUUGAACACUAUGAAUCUGCUUUGAAGUACUAUAUGAUGCUUGAAGGAGAUGACGUCAAGAAUAAAGGCUAUUUACACUUAAAAAUUGCCGAGUGUUAUGUGUUUUUGAGGGAAAGAGUACAAGCAAUUGAUUACUUCCAUAAAGCUGUAAAUGAACUUGAGGAUAGUGUUGAUGCUCGAUUAACUUUGUCCUCGAUCCUCCUUGAAGAAGGCAAAGAUGAUGAAGCAGUUUUUGUGCUUUCCCCUCCAAAAGCAUCAGAAUCUUCAGUUGACUCAAGUUCUGAUGAACCAAAAUCAUGGUGGCUUAAUAGCAAGAUAAAGCUGAAGCUUUGUCAAAUUUAUAGAGCUAAAGGGUCACUAGAGGCCUGUGUGGAUGUUAUUUUUCCUUUGAUUCGUGAGACAUUGUUUCUUGAGUCUGUACAACAAAAGGUUAAAGUGCGGAAAAGGCUGUCUAAAAGUGUUCUAUUUCAAAGAAUCAAGGUUGUGGAUGAUCACCAAACUGAUACCGUCUUUCAUGGCUUUAGGCCUUUAGCUUUGGCUUCUGAUCUGUCAAAAGCUGCAAGAGCCAGAAAAUUACUUCAGAAGAAAGAAAUGUUAAAGGAAGCAAAAAAAGCUGCAGCUUUGGCUGCUGGAGCUGACUGGAAAAGUGACGAUUCGGACAGCGAGUCUCCUGGGCAUGCAUACCGAGAGCCUCCACUACCAGAUCUUCUAAAAGACGAGGAGCACCUGUGUCUCAUCAUAGAUUUGUGCAAGGUGUUAAUAUCCUUGCAACGGUAUUGGGAUGCACUGGAGAUCAUUAAUCUCUGUCUUAAAUUGGCAUCCGGCACGUUGUCUGUUGAGAAGAAAGGGGAGCUGCAAGCUCUAGGAGCUCAAGUAGGAUAUAACAUUGCUGAUCCCACCCGUGGGUUCGAUUGUGCUCGUUAUAUUGUCAGUCAGCAUCCUUAUAGCUUUGCAGCAUGGAAUUGCUACUACAAAGUAAUAUCAAGACUGGAUAUUCGGUAUUCAAAACAUAACAAGUUCUUGCAUAAUAUGCGUACCAAACACAAAGAUUGCGUACCACCAAUUAUUAUUGCUGGACACCAGUUUACCACGAUCAGCCAGCAUCAAGCAGCGGCUAGAGAAUAUUUAGAAGCCUAUAAGCUGAUGACAGAUAAUCAAUUGAUAAAUCUCUGUGCGGGAACCGCGUUAAUAAAUGUAGCUCUUGGAUUCAGACUUCAUAACAAGCAUCAGUGUAUACUACAGGGAAUGGCUUUCCUGUAUAAUAAUUUGAAGCUUUCAGGAAACAGACAGGAAGCAAUGUACAAUAUUGGUCGAGCAUAUCAUCAUGUUGGUCUUGUUUCUCUAGCUGCCAUAUAUUAUCAAAGGGUACUUGACACUCACGAAAAUGAUUAUCCCAUCCCAAAGCUUCCUAAUGAGAACCCAGAUCUUGCCGAAAACAGAAAACCAGGUUACUGUGAUCUUCGCAGAGAAGCAGCAUACAACUUGCACUUGAUUUACAAAAAGAGUGGAGCAUUUGACCUGGCAAGACAAAUACUGAAAGAUUAUUGUACCCUAUGAUAAUGAUAAUGUGCUAUAGUUUUCUUGAAGAUGUGAGUUAUUUGUAGCAAGAACUACUGAACUCCUUUUUCACACAACCACUAACUCUUUCUGUAAGAUGGCAGUGGUUUUACUUAUGCCCAUCAUGCUUUACCUGUGCACGGAAUCUGUUGAUAUAGGAUUGAAGUGUUAUAUAGCGACUGAAAUUCUAUUAAGAAUGCUUGGUGUCGUGACGAAGGCAAAAUGUGAAAUCAACAGUGAACAGACUAACAUAAGGUUUGUGUCUUUGUGGGAACUUGGCACCUAAAUAUGUCAAUGGUAGGUGGGAAAGAGGUGUUGCGUGUUU
Molecule: messenger RNA, 3247 nt
Organism: Nicotiana attenuata
Lineage: Eukaryota; Viridiplantae; Streptophyta; Magnoliopsida; Solanales; Solanaceae
Product: general transcription factor 3C polypeptide 3
Exons: 18
Coding region: 79-2922 (947 amino acids)
Biological process (GO): transcription by RNA polymerase III
Cellular component (GO): transcription factor TFIIIC complex
Molecular function (GO): protein binding
Source: RefSeq, a predicted model, not a curated record